Loxodonta africana (African savanna elephant) is the source of this 1293-nucleotide messenger RNA. It is a transcript of the gene RHNO1, whose product is annotated as RAD9-HUS1-RAD1 interacting nuclear orphan 1. Gene Ontology annotation, cellular component: chromosome; nucleus. The record is from RefSeq and is a predicted model, not a curated record. The transcript has 3 exons. Gene Ontology annotation, biological process: DNA damage checkpoint signaling; cellular response to ionizing radiation; recombinational repair. Bases 180 to 902 code for a protein of 240 amino acids. Lineage: Eukaryota; Metazoa; Chordata; Mammalia; Proboscidea; Elephantidae.
GGGCGUCGCCAAUCGGCGCCGGCCCUUGUCUCCGAGUUCCGGGCUCGAAGCCGUGGAGACCUGAGAGGAGACGCGGCCCUGACCCUGCCGGGCGGGCAUUGGCUGGAAUUGGAGUGUGUCCCAGUACCUGAUUGCAGCCAGCAUCAUGUGGUUACUUACUGCUCUUCAUUCACCUAUUGAUGCCGCCCAGAAAAAAACGCAGCCAGCAUUCUCGGAAAGCCCCACUGCUAUUCCACCAACAACCACUGGAGGGCCCCAAACACCACUGUGGAUCUCCACAGCUUCCCAUCAGUCACACUAGACAGGUGCCCAGCAAGCCCAUUGACCACAACACCAUCACAUCCUGGGUAUUGCCUCAGUUUGAUACAACAGCAGAAAGCUGUUUCCAAGUUUACCAGAAACGUGGUCACCAAGCCCAGGCGAGACAUUCAAGUCGAAAAUCUACCACUUCCAAGUUUCCACAUCUAACCUUUGAGAGUCCACAGUCUUCUUCCAGCUCAGCGACAUUGGGGAUCCCCUUAAUCAGGGAGUCUCCUGAGCAAUCAGUAAAGAUUUCCAGAAGGCCCUUAGUUCCAGUGCUUAGUCCCCAAAGCUGUGGGGAACCGUCAGUACAUACACUUGAAAGCCCAGCUUACGUGUUCCUUCCACCUGAUAUCCAGACUCCAGGGUCAUCUCCCGUGAAGGAAAAACCCAUUCUCCCAGAUCAGAAGGAAAACAGCCUUCCAAGCUGCUCCCUUCGUACGAGUACUCCUAAGAGCCCAGAUCCUGGGCCUGUUCUGGUUAAAGACACUCCUCAGGAGAAGUAUGGGAUAAAGGUCACCUGGAGGAGACGGCAGAACCUGUUGGCUUGCCUCAGGGAGAGAGGGAGGUUGAGCAGAAGCCAGUUCCUUGUGAAAAACUGACAUCAGCCUCUCUCUUUAUUAAAUUCAGGAAAUUGACUGCUGGUUUUCAUGGAGUUGCUAAAGUCACUUUUCUGGCUCACAAGAGAGUAUAUCAAUAGAAUAAGAUGGAAAUAAAACAAACAGGAAAAAUAUAUUAUAACUAGAGCCCUGGAGUCAUAAGGGAAUUCAGUUCCCUGAUUUGCUUUUUAAAAUAUCUGGUGUCCUAUACGGUCACUAUGAGUCGGAAUCGACUCCACAGCACUGAGUUUUUUUGGGGGGUGUCAUAAACAGUUGAUCUUUUUUUUUUUUAUAUUAACUCUUGAAAAUUAAAUUUCUUGUACUAACAAAAUGUAUGUAAAUAGUUAAUAGGAAGUUUUUUUAGAGAACGCUGCAUUUUACUGUCAAUAGUGUA